AUGGUUCUCGAGGCUUACACUUACGUCUUUGCCAUUGGCAGUUGCUUUGCUCUGCUUGAGGCCUACAACAAUGGUGCCAACGAUGUCGCCAACGCCUGGGCUACCAGUGUCUCCUCCCGCUCCGUCACAUACCGCGGAGCCAUGGUGCUUUGCUGCAUCUUCGAAAUGCUCGGCGCCCUGACCGUCGGUGCCCGAACCGCCUCGACCAUCAAGAACGGUAUCAUCCCCAUGGAAGCCUUCCGCGACAACGCCGGUGUCCAGCUUCUCGCCUUCGCCUGUGCCUCCGCCGGUGCCUCCACAUGGGUUAUGUGGUGCACAAAGCACAACGCCCACGUCUCGUCUACAUACUCUCUCAUCUCUUCGCUCGCUGGUGUCGGUAUCGCUACCGUUGGUGCUAGCAAGGUUCAAUGGGGCUGGAACGGUGGUCAGGGUCUCGGUGCCAUCUUUGCUGGUCUCGGUAUGGCUCCUACCAUUGCCGGUGUCUUUGCUUCCGUCAUCUUCUUGCUUGUCAAGUAUGUUGUGCAUGUCCGUAAGAACCCCGUCCAGUGGGCUGUCUGGACCUCUCCCUUCUUCUUCCUCAUUGCUGGUACCGUCUGCACACUCUCCAUUGUGUACAAGGGAUCUCCCCGUCUCGGUCUCACCGAGAAGCCUGCUUGGUACAUCGCCUCCCUCACUCUCGGUGUCGGCUGGGGUCUCUUCUUCAUGUCUGCGCUUUUCUUCGUUCCCUUUGUCCACGCUGUUGUCAUCAAAAAGGACUACACCCUCCGAUGGUGGGAUGCUUGGCGAGGACCUCUCCUGUUCAGCCGCCCCGCUCCUCCUGAUGCCGAGAACGCCCGUGUCCCCAACUACGCUGUUGUCCAACACGGUUCCGACAUGGAGGUCGUCUCUCACGAGACUGAGGAGCACAACCCCAAGAAGGCCAGCGACGAUGAGAUUGUCCCCGCUACUGCCGCCAGCUCCGAGAACAACGAGAAGCGACACCUGAACCUCUCCGAGUCUACCCAGGAGGACUACCAGCGAAUGGUCAAGGAUGCUGAGGAGAUCCACCACUCCAACCUCCGCAAGGGUAAGGGACCUCUUGGCUGGGCUAUGCGAACUCUCCACGCCAACCCCAUCGGUGCCGGUUCUAUCCACGAGACUCACAACAUGAUCGCCGUUCUCAAGCGCAUUCCCGCCCAGAUCGUUGUCGCUUUCCUCUACGGUGCUCACUACGACAUCCACACUGCCCAGAUGGGUAUUGAGGCUACUCCCGAAGGUCGCCGCAUGGCCCGUGUCUACGAGCAUGCUCCCAAGUACCCCAACGAGGUUGAGUACCUGUACUCUUUCGUUCAGAUCAUCACUGCCUGCACUGCUUCUUUCGCUCACGGUGCCAAUGAUGUCGGUAACGCUGUCGGUGUCUGGGCUGGUAUGUACGCUGCUUGGUCCACUAGCCGACCUGCCGAGAAGAAGGCCGAGGUUCCUUUGUGGCAGAUUGGUGUUGUCGCCGCUAUGAUCUGUAUCGGUUUCAUCACCUAUGGUUACAACAUCAUGAAGGUUAUGGGUAACAAGAUCACCUACCACUCUCCCAGCCGUGGUUCCUCCAUGGAAAUGGGCGCUGCCAUCACUGUCCUCGUCUUCUCUCAGUACAAGCUCCCCGUCUCCACCUCCAUGUGUAUCACUGGUGCCACUGUCGGUGUCGGUCUGUGCAACGGCAGCAUCAAGGCUGUCAACUGGAAGCGAGUUUUCCUUCUCGUCUUCUCCUGGAUCAUGACCAUCCCCAUCGCCGGUCUUAUCGGUGGAUGUCUUAUGGCUCUUGCUCUCAACGCCCCUCACUUCUAA
Fusarium pseudograminearum CS3096 is the source of this 1818-nucleotide messenger RNA. RefSeq lists its product as uncharacterized. NCBI's taxonomy places the organism in Eukaryota, Fungi, Ascomycota, Sordariomycetes, Hypocreales, Nectriaceae. Gene Ontology annotation, biological process: phosphate ion transmembrane transport. The coding region runs from base 1 to 1818 and encodes 605 amino acids. Gene Ontology annotation, cellular component: membrane. The record is from RefSeq and is a predicted model, not a curated record. The transcript has 3 exons.